Molecule: messenger RNA, 1746 nt
Organism: Stomoxys calcitrans (stable fly)
Lineage: Eukaryota; Metazoa; Arthropoda; Insecta; Diptera; Muscidae
Exons: 1
Coding region: 1-1746 (581 amino acids)
Source: RefSeq, a predicted model, not a curated record
AUGCAGCGAAUAACACCAAUAAUAUUAUAUCUGAGCCUCGGUGUACUGCAGACUCAAUAUAUUCUCAAUGUUGGAAUUAGCAUUGAAGAGGUUGUGCUUCAAGUCAAUCGUGAACAUAAUAUUGAAAUCAAUAUAUUUGUUAAUAUAAAUCAUGAGGUGCAAAAAUUACAAAUGGAGGACCCUCUUGAUCAAUUGGCACACCAAUACCAUAACCUUCCAAAAAUAAUCGAAACAAAUACGAGUGCUGUCAAACAACUUAGGGGAGCACAUUCAGCAAACAGUCUUACCAUGGUUUUCAUCACAUGGGAAAACGUAAAUACUACAUUUUUGGCCCUGGAUAAGCUGUUGCAUGAACUGCACUUUACAUCCAUAAUUUUUAUCUACCUCAACCCAUACGAACUGGAGCGGGAAUUAAUGUAUAUUUUUCACAUGUGCUGGAAUUAUGGAUUUACUAGUGUCAUGGUCUGGAGUGAUCAAAAACUCUAUACGUAUCAUCCAUAUCCGAAGGUAGAGAUAAAACAUGUAAACAAUGUUUCACAGUUUGCUGACAAAUCCCACUUAGAGAAUUUUCAUCAAUUUGAGUGGUUGCAACCUACCGUCGAAUUUCCUCCGCGUUUCUACAGCUAUACUAAUCGCUAUGGACAGAAGGUCUAUAGUGGAUACUUGUACAAGUUAAUCUAUCUUUUUUUAACCGGCCACAAUGCGAGCAUCGAGUUUUUCCUGUUUGAUAUGUGGUCCACCAAUGACUCUAAUCAGAAUCUCUUACAAAAAUGCUCUGUUAAAAGAUGUGCUUUAGCACCAGUGCUGUACAAUUAUCAUCCCACAAUUUUGGCCAGUUAUUGUCCCUAUCUGGCCAAAGGAUUAUUUAUAGUGCCCUCUGCUAAGGAAAUUCCAGAAAGUUUGUAUUUGAUAAUGCCAUUUGAUGCACCGAUUUGGUUUAUUAUAAUUUUCUGUGGAUUUCUUUUUUUCAUACUGAUAAAUGGCAUUGCAACGUUGAGGCAUUCCAAUUACGAUUUUGGUCAUGCGUUUUUGGAUGCCUUCAAAAUAAUAAUGUUUUUGGCUGUAUCAUCUUCGAUGGAGAGAUCCUUAAAGAAUUUUGGCUUAAAUUUGCUUUUCCUCUUUACCGGCAUCUUUUUGACCAACUACUAUGUCAGUUCAUUGUGGAGUCUCUAUACCUCCAAGGUAUAUGAAACGGAGUUGACACUUCUGGCUGAUAUUGAGCGAACGAAUCUGAAAAUAUUCGUUUACGAACCGGACCUGGAGAAUUUUGCACUAUUGGAAUCUUUGCCUCCCAUUAUAUCUCAGCGCUAUUAUCCUGGUGACAAAUCAUUGUUUCAUCAAUAUCGCAAAAACUUGAACAUGACAUAUUUGUACACGGGCUUGGAGGACCUUGUCGAUUAUAUAUUCUUACAGCAAACUUUUUUAAAGAGACCCUUUGCCAAGAAGCUUAGCGAGACAUUUUUCCAUCAACCAUUUAUUGUUGCCAUGGUACAUCGAUCACCUCUUUAUGAGCAAUUUAAUAGAUACCUGUCAAGGAUUUUUGAGCAUGGUAUAUUGUCGAAAUUUAUCACUGACUCAUAUUGGGAGGGUAUUGUAGGUGGAGAAUUUAAAUUGUUAAAAGACCCUGCGGAGCAGUAUGUAGCUCUUAACAUGACAUAUUUUCAAUAUGCAUUUGUAAUUCUAGUAUUCACAUGGAUUGGAGCUUUUCUGGUAUUGCUCUUAGAAUUAGCUUGUCAUUCGUCUUAG